Messenger RNA from Bombina bombina (fire-bellied toad), 519 nucleotides. RefSeq names its product leptin-like. The coding region runs from base 1 to 519 and encodes 172 amino acids. Lineage: Eukaryota; Metazoa; Chordata; Amphibia; Anura; Bombinatoridae. The record is from RefSeq and is a predicted model, not a curated record. The transcript is spliced from 2 exons. Gene Ontology annotation, biological process: signal transduction. Gene Ontology annotation, molecular function: hormone activity. Gene Ontology annotation, cellular component: extracellular region.
AUGCACUAUACUCACCUCCCAUUUUGCGGUCUCCUGUGGCUUUGGAUGCCUUUGUGCCAGGGACGACCAAUAAAGCCUGAUGGCAUCAACAAACUGAAGGCUGAUGCAGUGAUGAUUUCAAAGACUUUAAUUACCAGAAUCCAGGAGCAUCCUAUCCAGUUCCUUUUCCCCAGCAACCUUAAAAUCAGUGGCUUGGAUUUUAUCCCUGAUAAGCAACCCCUGGAGAGCUUGGAACACAUGGAUGAAACACUAGAAAUCUUUCAAAAAAUUCUCUCUUCAAUAUCUCUGGAAAAUGUGGAUCAGAUGCUCAGUGAUAUGGAGAAUCUCCGUAGUCUACUAAAGCUCCUGAGUGACAGUAUGGGAUGUCCGGCCAGGAAGCCUAUGCGGCCUGACAGCCUGGUUAACCUUACAGAGGAAUACGCCAAUGCGCCUUACACUACAGAGAAGGUGACUCUUGAUCGCCUCCAGAAAUCUUUGGAUAACAUUGUGAAACAUCUGGACCAUGUGAAGUGCAGCUAA